Molecule: messenger RNA, 3190 nt
Organism: Podarcis muralis (Common wall lizard)
Lineage: Eukaryota; Metazoa; Chordata; Lepidosauria; Squamata; Lacertidae
Product: matrix metalloproteinase-17-like
Biological process (GO): collagen catabolic process; proteolysis; extracellular matrix organization
Cellular component (GO): extracellular matrix
Molecular function (GO): metalloendopeptidase activity; zinc ion binding
Source: RefSeq, a predicted model, not a curated record
UUAUUAAGUUGUGCAAAGCAGAUUACAGCCGCCGCCAGAGUCUCUGCAGAGCUAGCUGGGCUUGGCUUGGAUGGAGUGGGAUUGGAUGGGGAGGGGUCUCAGCUGCUGAGAUUUAGCCCCACGCUAGGAAUGGGUGGUUUGAGCAGCCCUGUUCCAGAGAGCAUCAGCCGGCAGAUUCCCUCCACUGAAGGCAGAGCGGAAUUGGAGCAAAGUUCUUCUUGGGCGACCAGUCAGGAGGAGGGGAGCGUGUUGGCACUUCUGAACACCCAUUUCCACCAUUGAGGCUCUGGCGUGGGAGGUGAUGUUUGCAGCUGGAGAAAAGCAUUUUUGCCCACGUCCCACCCCCAGGAACGAAACGGCAGCUUUCCUAGAUCCCCAGCGUGGAAUCGGUGCUGACGGCAAGGCCUUUCAAACAAAAUCAGCAAGAUUGGCUGGAUUGUGAAGGCUGCUUUUGGAGCUGUUCAUUUUAGACUUGGGAGAAUUGGAGAGCCGGGGGAGCCUACUCAAAGCAGCGUGUUUUGCUAACUGGAUGGAGACUGGGAAAGGGCAUUUGCCCAAGAAACGUCCCAUGAAGCAACGCUGCCAGCUGGAGUCCAGGCAGGAGACAAAGCUGCUACCUUUCCCUGGGUUCUUGGUUCUGCUCCUGCUGCUGCUGCUUCUGGCUUUGCCAUCCUUUGCCCAUCCCGGGCCCACACCCACUGAUGAGAGCGGAGAAAUUGUGGAGUGGCUGACCCAGUAUGGAUACCUUCCUCCAGCGGAUCCCGUAACAGGCCAGUUGCAGACUUGGGAGGCAGUAACCAGUGCCAUUCGUGUAAUGCAACGUUUUGCAGGCAUUGCGGAGACUGGGAUUCCAGAUGAUGCCACGUUGGCUCUGAUCCGAAUGCCCCGCUGUUCGCUUCCCGACGUUAUCAGCACCUUCCCAGAAAAGCUUCCUCUGCGGAGGAGCAGGAGCAGGAAAAGGCGGAAGAGAAGGAAGAGUCGGAGCAAGCGGAGCGCAGGCUCGGUUUGGACGAAGCGGAACAUUUCCUGGAGAGUGAAGACCUACCCACGGGAAGCCCGCCUCAGCCGAGAGACCAUGCGAGUAUUGAUGUAUUAUGCCUUGAAGGUAUGGAGUGAAGCUACACCCUUGAACUUUCAUGAGGUGGGCAGCCACACGGCUGACAUCUCUGUGGAGUUCCUCCGCCUGGACCACCGCGAUGGCUACCCUUUCGAUGGGCCGGGUGGAAUGGUCGCUCAUGCCUUCUUUCCUGGAGACCCUCAGAGGGCUGGCAACGUCCACUUUGAUGGCGACGAGGAAUGGACGUUCCGUUCACCAGAUGAUUUUGGCACUGACCUAUUUGCUGUGGCAGUUCACGAGUUUGGCCAUAGCCUCGGGCUGGCACAUUCACCCUCCAAGCAUUCGAUCAUGCGCCCCUACUACCAGGGACCAGUGGGAGACCCACUGCAAUACCAGCUGCAAGCGGAUGACCGGACUGAGAUACAGAAGCUUUAUGGAAGUCGAGUUCUUCAUUCUACGGAGAAGCCAGAGGUAACCUCGCUGCUCCCAGAUCUUCUCUCCUUGCCGCACGACUUCCCUGCCCUCAGGUCUGGGAAGGAAUUCCCCGAUCGCUGCGCCUCCAACAUUGACGCUGUCACUCAGAUCAGAGGUGAAACGUUCUUUUUCAAAGGUCAGUACUUCUGGCGCCUGACUCAAGGUCGUCACCUCACUUCUCUGCGCCCAGCCUUGAUCAGCGGCUUCUGGCGAGGCCUCCCUUCCACGCUGCGCAAAGUAGACGCCGUUUAUGAGAGACACAUAGAUCAUCGCAUCCUCUUCUUCAGCGGACCUCUGUACUGGGUAUUUAAGGACAACGGUGUGGAAGAGGGCUACCCCCGCCCUGUCACAGACUUUGGGCUGCCCCAGGGGGGCAUCGAUGGUGCUUUCUCGUGGCCUGUUGACAGGAAAACCUAUUUCUUCAAGGGAGAUCUGCACUGGUGCUAUGAUGAAGCCACAGCGCACAUGGAAGAAGAAUUCCCCGUCCACAGAGAACCCUGGGAACACUUCCCCGCCUCCGUAGAUGCUGUGCUGAGUGAGAACGACGGAACACUGUAUGCCUUUAAGGGCAGGGAGUACUGGAAGUUUGAGCCACACAACCUCAAGCCCCAGACUGGCUACCCUCGAUCCAUAGCUAAGGACUGGCUGGAUUGCACAGGAGAACUGUACCCUCCCCGGAGCCUGCCUACCAGCCCUGCGUCAGGAGCCGAACACCGGCCGGAUUUGCGGGGCCCGCAGCUCGAGGUGGAACGAUGUGUGUGCUUUUGCUCUGCCUUUCGCGUGAUGUCGUGGGGCUUGCUGAGCUGCCUGCUGGCGGCUCUCCUGGCACUGCAAGGAUUUGCCUAGGAAGGACACAGAACCUUGCCUGGCCAUCACUUUGCUCCACAAGGAUCCUCGGCAGCACCAACCCCAAUUGCCACAUUGCACGUCCGUGGGAGGGAAGGAAAAGAAUAUGAAGAAAGAGAGGAAAGGGAGAGACAUCCCCAGCGAAGCACGAUGCGGGGAAGCAACUUGGAUGCAAGGAUGAGAUCGCAGUCCUUCAGUGAUAGGGGCAGUGGCUCUGCCUAUGGUUAAAGGAAAUUCUUCAAACAGGAAUCCUUUGGUGCAAAUGCAACAGGAAAGGGGACACAGUGCCAAAGGUUUUUCAGGAUCCAGGAGUGUCCUAUGUGGAACGCCUGCAGUGUUGACAUCUGUCUGUCUCGAGAGACAGCGGAGUGAGCUUCCAGGGUGAAGUCAAACCUCUAUGUUAGCAGCACCAAAGUGACCUCCCCAGGGCACAAGUCAGGGCAGUAUGUAUGGAGGUCCUGGGCUGUCCCAGAUGAGAAGGCCCCACCCCAGCCUAGCUGAUGUGGUCCAAAGGAAAGCAGAGCAAUAUGUUAGGCACCAGUUUGGCUGCGGGAGUUGCCGAAAGGAGGCAUGCAAGGCGCCAGGCAGCCAUCUUUGGGACUCCGCUCUGUAUUUGUGUAGGGUUUACUCUUGAGCCUUUUUUCCCCUCCCAAAGAUGCCCCCCAAGGCAGUGGAGGUUUAGGACCAGAGUUCUCCUAGAUGGGCUACCUUCCCAGGUUGACCCCUAUAGACUGUCAAUAUUUUGCUGGGGACGGGGAUUCAAGAGCAUAACUGGGAAAUUUAAGUUUGCUCAAAUAAACUGGAUUAAAGUUU